Messenger RNA from Haliotis rubra (blacklip abalone), 3517 nucleotides. Its product is annotated as tripartite motif-containing protein 2-like. Bases 125 to 2215 code for a protein of 696 amino acids. The transcript has 6 exons. Lineage: Eukaryota; Metazoa; Mollusca; Gastropoda; Lepetellida; Haliotidae. Gene Ontology annotation, molecular function: zinc ion binding. The record is from RefSeq and is a predicted model, not a curated record.
CUCUUUUCUACAGGUGAGUUCGGCCUGUAUCCCCUCCCCAAGCACAGCUCAGAGUAAGAGUCUACGUCACGUACAGCUGCAUGUGAGGUGGCUACCCGGCCUUGAAGUUACCUGCCAUUCGGCUAUGGGUGGUAGACACAGUCGGCCAACACGCCGCUAUCCCGGGAGUCUAAUACGGUCUUUGAGCGUCCAAACCCCAGCCGACAUACCCGUGAAGGGGUUGACUAGAUCAAACUCGCAGAGUAAUUCAAGGCCUGUCAUGGCGGAGUAUCUGAAGGUCGGGGACAUGCAGGAGGCAGUUAUGGAGUGUCCUGUCUGCUCCUACGUGUUUGACAGCGAUGAUCGGACUCCGAGACUGAUGUCGUGCUGCGUCUCCUCCGUCUGUUCCACCUGCAUCACCGACAUCAUCUCCCGUGGAGGCAGCAACUGCAUCGACUGCCCCUUAUGCAGGACCAGCCAUUCUGUGACAGAGGGGGUGGAGAGUUUCCCCCUUGAACGCGUCAUGCUGAAGAUGGUGGAUUACGUCAAGGUUCAGAAGGGCCACAAGUUCCCCUGCACCGGCUGUCCUGAUGACAACCAAGCUGUGGCUCGCUGCAAGGACUGUGGUUUGUUCCUGUGUGAGGAUUGUCUUAGUGCCCAUAGAAGGAACGGGGUGACACGUGAUCACACUACCGUCAGUUUCCAGGAACUAAGGAACCAGUCAAUCCUGACUUUCGGCACCAGCCAUCACUGUGGGCAACACAAGCUCCACCCCCUUCAGUUCUACUGCCGGAAGUGUGACAAGGCCAUCUGUGUGUCGUGCACUGUGGUGGAGCACAAGGAAGUCAAUGGUCACACCAUCGUGUCCCUGGACGACAUCUGCCACGAGAGGGCGUCCCAGGCAGACUCCGUGCUGACCUCGCUGGAUGAGAGAAUUAAGUCACUAGGCGCUGACGUCGAGACCAUGACCAAAAAGAAGAAGAUUCUCAACACUUCCAAGACGGCUGCGAAGAGACAGGUUGCAUCUACAUUUGAUGCUCUUGUUGAGAGUUUAAAGCAGAGAAAGGCCAUGUUGAUGACUGAGACAGACACGAGACAUGAGGUUCACAGUACAGCCAUUGACAGACGUCUAGACGAAACAAAGUCACUGAUAUCACGUGUUGCGUCAGCCGCCGAGUACAUCAGGCACGUGCGUUCCAAGGCGGACGAGAUUGAGUCGCUUCAGUUGUUUUCCCAGGUGAAGCGAGUUCUGGAUGGGAUCAUUGACGAGGAGCCGGAAGCAGAUGACUGGGAGAGAAAGGGUUUGGGAUUCGACCCGGCCUUUGCACGUGAUGUGGACAAGCUCAUUCAGAACACAGGGGAGAUAAAGACAGUCACCUUCAUGAAAGACCAGCUCAACUCGGAGGCCCAGACUCUGUAUGUUCAACCCGCCGCCCAUCGAGAAGCCAAGAAUCUUCAGAGUCACGUGACUGUGUUCGGCCACCUGGGUGACGAGAGACAGCCCGUCCACGUGAACAGCCUCCUUGGUGACAGAGUUAUCGUCCUUGACGACGUGAAAAUCGACACAAGGCCAGCAGCAAUACACUGUCCUCGGCUUCGGUUUGAUGCAAUAUGUUUAUCACGUGAUUGCUCUACUACACCAGAGGGAGUUUUUGUCAACCGGAAGCUCCAGAAGCCAACAUCAGGGUCGGAUACGGGAUGUAGGCUAAAGGUGGGCCGACGAGCCCUAGUGUGCCCCACGCUGGGAGGAGACGGUCUUCAGCUCUGGCAGACAACAGUCAGAGCAAAGAUCAAGACAGCGUCCGCUGACAACAGUAUGAUAUUUGAAGCUGCAGUAACGCCGAGGCCUGUGGAUGCUGGGUUUGCACAGCCCUGUGGCUUCAGCUUGAACCUUAGCGACUGUCAUGUUCACAGCCAGUUAUGUCUCAAGUUACGAAAAGACGGAGAGCUUAAAGCUGACAUUCCAAUUGGCUUGAAUCAACCAGAAGUGGAGCUUAUCCUUGACCUUGGCUUCCUCCUUGACGGCACCAAGAAGCAGUUGCACGUGCUCGACCUGCCUGCGAGGAAGACGCUGGUGAGCGUGGACGGCAUGGACACCUCGACCCCUCUGUGGAUGGUGUUCUACGUGGACACACCGGAAGAGUCGGACAUUGAGGUCACGCUCGUAUCAGGGGCCGACAUUGAGGUCACUGACAAGCUGGCUGAACUACUGAAGAUGUGUGUUGAAGAACAUUGAUGUGGUGUUCGCAUGACGGGGACCAGUUGUUUUAACAAUUCUAUGUUGUGUUCACAUCACGUGAACCAGUUGUUUAACAUGUUCUAUCUGAUGGUUACAUGACAGGGACCAUUUGCUUAACAUGUUCUAUCUGAUGUUUACAUGGAGGGGACCAGUUGUUUAACAUGCUCUAUGUGAUGUUUACAUGAAGGGGACCAGUUGUUUAACAUGCUCUAUGUGAUGUUUACAUGGAGGGGACCAGUUGUUUAACAUGCUCUAUGUGAUGUUUACAUGAAGGGGACCAGUUGUUUAACAUGCUCUAUGUGAUGUUUACAUGAAGGGGACCAGUUGUUUAACAUGCUCUAUGUGAUGUUUACAUGGAGGGGACCAGUUGUUUAACAUGCUCUAUGUGAUGUUUACAUGAAGGGGACCAGUUGUUUAACAUGCUCUAUGUGAUGUUUACAUGAAGGGGACCAGUUGUUUAGCAUGCUCUAUGUGAUGUUUACAUGAAUGGGACCAGUUGUUUAAGAGGGAACAUACAGGAGCACUGGCGGACAUUUGCUAUAGUCACAAACACAAGAGAGUACAGUAUUGUGGAACACGUUUAUAUACCUGACAGUGUUGUCAACAACUCACAAACACAAGAGAGUAAAGUAUUGUGGAACACGUUUAUAUACCUGACAGUGUUGUCAACAACUCACAAACACAAGAGAGUACAGUAUUGUGGAACACGUUUAUAUACCUGACAGUGUUGUCAACAACUCACAAACACAAGAGAGUAAAGUAUUGUGGAACACGUUUAUAUACCUGACAGUGUUGUCAACAACUCACAAACACAAGAGAGUAAAGUAUUGUGGAACACGUUUAUAUACCUGACAGUGUUGUCAACAACUCACAAACACAAGAGAGUACAACAUUGUGGAACACGUUUAUAUACCUGACAGUGUUGUCAACAACUCACAAACACAAGAGAGUACAACAUUGUGGAACACGUUUAUAUACCUGACAGUGUUGUCAACAACUCACAAACACAAGAGAGUACAACAUUGUGGAACACGUUUAUAUACCUGACAGUGUUGUCAACAACUCACAAACACAAGAGAGUACAACAUUGUGGAACACGUUUAUAUACCUGACAGUGUUGUCAACAACUCACAAACACAAGAGAGUAAAGUAUUGUGGAACACGUUUAUAUACCUGACAGUGUUGUCAACAACUCACAAACACAAGAGAGUACAGCAUUGUGGAACACGUUUAUGUGGUUAGAAGUGUUCGUGAAAAUUAUAUUAUUUUCGUUUUAUGAAUAAAUGCUAGUUUCACAAG